CCCCCAUAUUGAAUACUCAACAAAGACAAAACACAUAGUUUCUCUAUAUCUUCUUCAUCUCACCAGUUUUCUGAAAGCAAGCUCUUACAAUGAUGAGCAAUAAGCGCAUAGAAGCUGUGAAGAUUCUAGUGGUGAUUAUGAUAAUGUUCUCAAGGAGGACUUGUGAAGCCGAGUACUUUAGAAGACACAAAUCACCAUCAAGACCAGAACGAUUUUUCAAGGUGAGAAGACCAAAUCCACUUCAUCAUCAUCAUCACCAUAACCAUGGUUUCAUCAAUGAUGAUUAUUAUCCUCCAGAAAGUUUCUCAGGAUUUUUGCCCAAGUCAAUGCCAAUUCCACCUUCUGCUCCUUCCAAAAAACACAAUGUCUAUGGUUUACAGAGUACCAAUUCUCAAAGAUAUCCAUGAUCUACCAUCACCAAGAUACUAAGUUACACAUAUUAUGUUUACAUACAUAUUUAAAUAACAUAGAGAUCUAGUUAUGUCUACUUCUUUUUCUCCCCUUUGUUUUUUUUUUGUCUUCAAGGAAUAACCACAUUAAGGUCGGGCUAUUUUUGGAUGCCCGCCUAUUUAUUUCAACCCUACUUGUAUUAUAGUUUGGAGAAUUAUGUAUCUUAUGUGCAAACUCAUGAUUGAAUCAUUGUAAUGCAUCAUGCUAAUGUAACUUCUUGGUUAUAUCAACUUAACACCUACGUUCUACUGUU
Messenger RNA from Brassica napus (rape), 703 nucleotides. Its product is annotated as protein IDA-LIKE 5-like. Bases 90 to 407 code for a protein of 105 amino acids. Gene Ontology annotation, biological process: floral organ abscission. Lineage: Eukaryota; Viridiplantae; Streptophyta; Magnoliopsida; Brassicales; Brassicaceae. The record is from RefSeq and is a predicted model, not a curated record. The transcript has a single exon.